UUUUCUGCAACCCUGCGCAAUGACAAUGUAAUGUGCAAAAGAAAAAAAGGAAAUUGCAAGUUAUUCAGAAAUCGACACAAUUAACAUAGAUGGAGAAGCACAUAUCAAAAAUAAAAGUGCCCAGUGAUUAUGAGGCCAUCUAUAAGGAUGAAUGCGUCUAUUCGUACGACAAUCCAGAAUCUCCCACCGGCUUGUAUAUAAGUUUAACAAGCUUUUUGGGAUUUGGCGAAGAAUUCGUUCAGAAGUAUGCCGAAAAGACCGGCAAUUGUGUUUUCCUACACAUACGUAGGGAGAAAAUCUUAAAGGAAGAGGAUCAAGUUAAAGGUGGCGAUGAAGCCGGACCAGAAAGGAAGAUUACACGUUUGGCCAUUGGUGUGGAGGGUGGAUACAACGAUGCCAACACUAAGAAAUUUGAUUACAAAGAUCAUUACAGUAUUGUCGUGGCACCAGAUAUAAAAACGAAAUUACCAUAUCCGAAUAACGAUUUUCCCAUGAUUGUCACACAAUCUGUGGAGGCGAUUUUGGCCCAAGAUUCAGCUAUAUCGAAAUUAGAAAAGCAGACUCUGGCAGGUACUUGGGACGGUGAAGUUCGACAGGUUUCCAAAUAUUCCGAGAGCCUUACCCAACUGAACAAUGGCAAGAAGAUACCACCGUCUGGAUGGAAGUGUGAAAAGUGCGAUCUGACAAAUAACUUGUGGUUGAAUUUAACCGAUGGUUCAAUCUUGUGUGGCCGUAAAUUCUUUGAUGGUUCCGGUGGCAAUGAUCAUGCUGUUGAACACUAUAGGGAAGUUAACUACCCAUUGGCCGUCAAACUUGGCACAAUUUCCACAGAUGGCAAGGCAGACGUUUUUUCAUACCCUGAGGAUGACAUGGUUAUCGAUUCUAAACUUGAGGAACACUUGGCUCAUUUUGGCAUAAAUAUGGCAGCCAUGAAGAAAAGUGAAAAAUCAAUGGUUGAACUGGAAUUAGAGAUAAAUCAGCGUAUAGGCGAAUGGUCUUUGCUAACUGAAAGUGAAAGUGAGCUGCAACCUCUAUCGGGCGCUGGUUAUACAGGCAUGCGCAACCUGGGUAACUCGUGCUACAUUAACAGUGUCAUGCAGGUUUUGUUUACACUGCCAGAUUUCAUUACGAGAUUCGUGGGUCAAGGUGCUGAGAAAUAUUUCAAUGAAUUUCCACCAGAUCCAGCCAAUAACUUUAACAUCCAAGUAGCCAAAUUGGGAAACGGAUUAUGGAGCGGUAAAUACAGCAGCGUUGCAGAGAACUCUUUGGAUUCGGAAAGCACCGGAAUAUCACCUGCCAUGUUCAAGAAUCUCAUAGGCAAAGGUCAUCCAGAUUUCGGCACAAAACAACAACAAGACGCCUAUGAUUUUUAUUUACAUUUUAUUAAUUUGCUGGAACGCAAUUCACGAAAUCAAUUCAAUCCAAUCGAUGGCCUCACAUUUGGGGUAGAAGAACGUGUUGAGUGCAUGGCCAGCAAAAAGGUUAAAUACACUACACGUGAAGAGUAUUGCUUGCCAUUGGUCAUACCUCUGGAAAAGGCCACCAAUCUCGAUGAGGUCAAGGAGUAUUUGGAAAAAAAGGCAAAAUGUCCUGGUGCCACUACAAACGAUAAAGAUGUGGUACGCCAUAAAGUACCACUCAAAGCUUGCCUUGAUCGAUUUUUCGCUGACGAAAUCAUAGAUCAAUUCUAUUCCUCUGCCAUUAAAGGUACAACAACAGCUAAGAAAACGGCCAGACUGGCAAAUAUGCCCGAUUUUUUGAUGAUGCAUUUGCGUAAAUUCACUUUAUCGGAUGAUUGGGUGCCCAAAAAACUGGAUGUUUCCGUUCAAAUGCCCGACGAAUUGGAUUUAUCCAACUGGCGCUCUGCCGGCAAGCAGGCGAAUGAAGAAGAAUUGGUCGAUUCGGAACAAACAAAACCCGCAUUCGUAUUUGAUGAGAAUACCGUUUCGUCUCUCAUGCAAAUGGGCUUCCCACAAGAUGCAUGCAAGCGUGCUGUAUUUCAUACCAAGAAUGGAGGUUUAGAAGUUGCCUCCAAUUGGUUAAUGGAACACAUAGGCGAUGCCGAUUUUUCGGAUCCUUUUGUAAUCCCCAAUACCAUGUCAACAGGAAAUGUAUUCGCCCCCAAUCCUGAAAGCUUAGCCAUGCUUAUGAGCAUGGGUUUCGAUGAACGACAAGCGACAAAAGCCCUCAAAGCAACGGACGGUAACGUAGAACGUGCCACCGAUUGGAUAUUCUCUCAUGUAGAUGAUAUGGACAUUGCCGAAGAUGUUGCUCAUGAAGCAUCCGGCAAUACGAACCCCAAGAAAUCAUACCGCGAUGGCAAUGGCAAAUAUAAACUGGUGGCAUUUAUUUCUCAUAUGGGCACAUCUGCGCAAGUUGGCCAUUAUGUGUGUCACAUAAAAAAGGACGGCCAAUGGGUGAUUUUCAAUGACAGCAAAGUGGCUUUAUCACAAAAUCCACCAAAGGACUUAGGUUACCUAUAUUUGUAUAAACGCGAAGAAUAGACAUUUAGCCGCGCUCGAGUGUUCGGCCACCCUAGUCUUUGGUCAAUAACAAUAUAUGAAUGCUUUUUUACCUAACCACAUUUGUGCGGCUUUUGAUUACAAUUUUCAGAUUUAAAUAAAAAUAGAAAUCGAAGCACCA
Stomoxys calcitrans (stable fly) is the source of this 2643-nucleotide messenger RNA. It is a transcript of the gene Usp5, whose product is annotated as ubiquitin carboxyl-terminal hydrolase 5. Gene Ontology annotation, biological process: protein deubiquitination. Lineage: Eukaryota; Metazoa; Arthropoda; Insecta; Diptera; Muscidae. The transcript has 2 exons. The record is from RefSeq and is a predicted model, not a curated record. Bases 90 to 2504 code for a protein of 804 amino acids. Gene Ontology annotation, molecular function: zinc ion binding; protein binding; cysteine-type deubiquitinase activity.